Trypanosoma theileri is the source of this 1614-nucleotide messenger RNA. RefSeq names its product putative ATP-dependent DEAD/H RNA helicase. Bases 1 to 1614 code for a protein of 537 amino acids. Lineage: Eukaryota; Euglenozoa; Kinetoplastea; Trypanosomatida; Trypanosomatidae. The transcript has a single exon. The record is from RefSeq and is a predicted model, not a curated record. Gene Ontology annotation, molecular function: ATP binding; nucleic acid binding.
AUGAGACGUUGCGGUGUGUGCUGUUUAAAGUACUUGCGUGGGUCUAAAGUCGCGUACGGUGGUUCUGUGGCUUCUCUCUUGGAGAAUUAUCUUCAGAGCGGUGGGGAAGCUCAUGCCGCUAACUUGCCUGCAUCACAGAAGUACUUCUAUAUACAGAAGGAAAAACAAAAUCAGCAUCAUGAUCCUCAGAUUUCACAAAAACAUCAGAUGGUUCAGCUUCGACUUGGUUGUGCACAAAUGUUAACUUCUACGUCCGGAAACAUUGCGAAUCACAAUGAGGCGCAUCCGUUAUUUUAUUCUCAAACAGCUCCACGUGAAGCAGGACUUUGCGUUUCUCUUGUUUUGGCGUUAAAAAAACUUAAGAUAAGAAAACUUACAGAAUUGCAGGGUGCUUUGAUUCCUAUGCUUCUUAAAGGUAAACAUAUUAUUGCUCACGCCGAGACAGGUACAGGAAAAAGUUUUGGUAUUGCACUUGCAUGUGCUAACAGGAUAGUUCGACAAAAUAUUAAUUACCGUCUACAUACUGUUAUUUUUGUUCCUACAGAGGAACUAGCAUUACAGUAUGAUAAAUGGUUACGUCACUUUGGUGGAUCUACCUCGCAGGUAGUUCAAGUAGCUAUUGAAAAAAUUCCACUUGAAACACAGUUGGCAAAAAUUCACAAUAUUCAACCUCAUGUAUUGGUAGGUACUCCGCAACGAAUUGCUGAUAUUAUACGUCUUAGUCCCACUAUAUUGGGAGAGAAAUUGCGUCGUAAAGUAGAUUGUGUAAUUUUAGAUGAAGCUGAUUUAAUUCUUUCAUCUGAAGUAAAACUUGGACGACAUGUGAUUAGUGGAAUUAAUUUGGUGGACCGUUUAUUCCGCAGCCGACCUGAAGAAGUACCAGCACAGCUAGUUGCUGCAAGUGCUACUAUUGAUGGUCGUACUGCACAAGCCCUUAAUACAUGGAUGCGAAACGAUAAGGCUGUACGUUUGACCACAAGCUUUGUUGAACACACUAUUCCUCAGACAAUUAGUUUUUACUUUUAUGCUGAGUCUAGUAGGUAUCCAUUACCGAAAUGCUUAGAAUUGAUCAUUCGUUUGAUAUGUCGCCAUGAACCCAAACCCCGUAUUCUCGUCUUCACCACUGACGAUGCCGUUGAGGAGGUGUCGCGGCUGCUGAACACACUCGGCACGACGGCCGCGGAGGUGCGGCGGUGGCUGCAGGAGUCCCCGGACCGCACAGUCGCCGCGCCGCUGCAGUUACGCGUGGACGUCAACGGCGGCCGUCGCGGCCCCAUCGUCGCCGGCGAUCGCGAUGUGUGCGUUCGGGACGACAGUUCGGUGGCGCGGCUGGUCGGCGGGCGGCUCCUCGCGGGUGUCGGCGGCCACGCGUUAAGUCGCGGGCUGCACGUUGGCGGCAUCACGCAUGUUGUGCUCUACGGCCCGUGUCCGCCGGCGGCCGCUUUUGUGCACUGCGCCGGCCGCACGGGCCGCAUGGGAGCCGCCGGCGAUGUUGUCGUCCUCCACCCGCCCACCGCCGCCCGCGCCUUGCAGGCCGUCUGCAGUGCCCUCGAACUCCCCUUCACACCAGGACGCAUGGAAGACGUGGAACAGCUGCUGAUGCUGCCCACGUAA